Messenger RNA from Priapulus caudatus, 1600 nucleotides. Its product is annotated as serine/arginine repetitive matrix protein 2-like. NCBI's taxonomy places the organism in Eukaryota, Metazoa, Priapulida, Priapulimorpha, Priapulimorphida, Priapulidae. The record is from RefSeq and is a predicted model, not a curated record. Bases 1 to 1254 code for a protein of 417 amino acids. The transcript has 5 exons.
AUGGCGUCGCGAUCGUCUGGGCCGGAGACGGUCGGCUCGUCCUCCACCCAGCAGCGCCCCGCCGCCUUAAGCGGGCGGCUCCGGUUCGGGAGACGUCCAUUAACGGAGAGACGGUCGAAGAGCAACUCGGCGUCGCCCGCGCGGAGGCAGAACGGGCGUUCCCAUAGCGACGGCUCAUCCUCCCGCAGCCCGUCGCCACGGCAACCCAUCCGAUCCGCCGUGGGCCGGCGCGGCGCGGCGCAGGCUGGCGUCGUCGUGAAACGCGAGCUGAAGCGCGAGCGAGGAGAGAGGUCAAGGUCACGCGAGCCGGCAGGAAGGUCAAGGUCACGCGAGCCCGCUGGGAGGUCAAGGUCAUCGCGCAAGUCGCUUAGCUACUCGCCCAUCCGCAGGACGUUCAGCGGGUCUCCCCUGAGGUUCGGUAAGCCGGACACGCUACCACCCCAGGAGAAGCGUCGCGCUACCAGCAGCUCUGUGAGUCCAGCGAGAGAAGAGAGGAGCGGGAGACGGGUGGCCUCGCACGACCCCAAACGCACGAACUCGAAGUCACAUUCCAGGAGCAGACCGAGGUCGAUUUCGAAGUCGAGGUCAAGGUCGUCGUCGGCGUCGAGCGCGGCGGUGGCGCCCCCUCGCGGCCGCUCGACGUCGUCGGACAGUUCGCGGUCGCCCUCGCCGCCGAAAGCAAGGUCAAGGUCACGGUCCCCGUCUCUCCCUAGGGCAAGGUCUCAGUCUCCGUCUCUGCCUAGAGCAAGGUCAAGGUCACGAUCCCCAUCUCUCCCCGGAGCAAGGUCACGGUCCCCGUCCCUUCCCGGAGCAAGGUCAAGGUCCCCGUCCCUCCCCAGAGCAAGGUCACGGUCCCCGUCCCUCCCCAGAGCAAGGUCAAGGUCACGGUCCCCGUCGCUCCAGAAAGCAAGGUCAGGAUCACGCUCGGCGUCACCGCCUAGAGUGAGGUCAAGGCCGCGUUCGCUGCCUAGAACGAGGUCAAGGUCGCGCGCGUCCACGAAGAGCCGCAGCCGCUCGCGGAGGCGCUCAAGGUCGUCGCCGCGGUCCUCGAGGUCGAGGUCAAGGUCAAGGUCGCGCAGCCGGUCAUCGCAGCGCCGCAGACGCGGCGGAUCGCCCGCGUACAGGAGCAAGCGUCGCGGCAGAAGGUCACGAAGCCGGAGUCAUCAUCGAGGGUCAAGGUCGGCCCGUCGUCGGUCAAGGUCGGCGCACCGCAGGUCGCGGUCACCGUCGUACGGCCGACGUCGCCGGUACUAGCGCCACCUGGCAACGGGGUCGCGCGCUCUAGCCGGGAGCGACGAGGAUCACGCGCGGGAGUUUUUGAUGACCUACUGGGAACAGGGAACCAACUCUUUCGAUACUGGUUCGAAAUGUGUCUGGAGUUUGUGUACGGAGCGUGAGCGCGCGCGACCCAUGGGCAGUGGGGGCUUUUCAUUCUUCUGAAACCCCGUUGUUGCAUGCGCGCAUUGAAAUCUUCAGCAGCAGCUACCCUGAUACGAGAUACUUUGUGGCUGUAACUACCCCUGAUACGAGAUACUUUUGUGGGUGUAGCUACCCCUGGUACGAGAUACUUUUGUGGGUGUAGCUACCCCUGGUACGAGAU